Messenger RNA from Leptomonas pyrrhocoris, 7826 nucleotides. RefSeq lists its product as hypothetical. The coding region runs from base 1401 to 7826 and encodes 2141 amino acids. The transcript has a single exon. Lineage: Eukaryota; Euglenozoa; Kinetoplastea; Trypanosomatida; Trypanosomatidae. The record is from RefSeq and is a predicted model, not a curated record.
GUGAAGUGCUCACCGAAGCCGUUCUUAUUUAGGUACUGUGUGUGUGUGUGUGCCCAAGGUUCUCUUGUGUGCAUCGCCGUCUCUUGCUCUGUAAAAGCGGCUCACUGCCUUCAUUUCAGACACACACGAAAAGAAAUCGAAACCACCACCACAAGAGAUACCCCGCACAUACACAUUGAUUCAUUCACUACACGCAUCGUCACUUUUUUUUUCCACUGCUUUCUUUGCAACCCUGAAUUCCUUAUUUUUAGUUUUCUAAUCAGAAAAAGAACUGCUGUAUUUACAGAAGACGACGAAGACGUUCGCUUGCUGGUAUUAUACGUCUCAGCAAGCGCCCCGCAUCGGACCCGUGACGACGAUCUUCAAAGUUGGUUACUACUAGCUGCGCCCACAGAACACGGCCGGACUACCUGACGUCUCUCUUCGUUUCUUUCUUUUUUCACGUUGUGCGGUGCUGCUGUGUUUCUUCAUAUAAACAUUUAGUGGCAAUUUAAGCAGCAGCACGAGAGAAAGGGCGAGGGCGAGUGAGUGAGAAGGCGGCAUCUACAUUUUCUUUUUUUCUCGUUUUCUCUUCUCCAAUUCACCUGUAGAAGAACGUACACCUUGAUAUCUCUUUUUUUUUUUCACUCUUGACUUCCGACUUCAUCGACUGUGCGCUUGUUAUUGUUAUUAUUAUUUGGUGUACAGCCCUACAGCUGCCGUGGGCUUUGUCUCUCCAUCUUUUUCUUUGGGUACAACGACGCAUCACAUCGUUAUCUAUAUAUAUUUCUGCUGACUUUUCAUCUCCCUAUUAUUAUUACUAUUACUAUUUUUAUUUUUAUUGUUGUUGUUGCUGUGUGGCUUUCCACGUUUUCAGUCUGAAGCAUUUUCUUUUUCAUUUUUCCAUCAAUCUUUCUACAUGUGUUUUUCUUCUCUCCGGCUGACACACUUCUUUAUUUUUCCUUUGGUAUUGAUUUCGUCCCCCUCUUUUUCUUCCUCUGCUUGACUGACCGUUUCAUCUUCUUUUUCUGUUUCUCUCUUCACCCGUUUGUUUUUCGGUCGGGGGGUUGUGUGUCUUCCACACGCUCGCACCUUCUCUCACUUCUCCUGUUUCCGUUACUUUCUGUGUUUGUUUUUUGCUGGUGUGUGUGUGUGUCUUUGCUGAGGGCGUUGUACGGCGUGUUGCAUUUUCGACCGUUUUUGUUUUUGCUCUUGCGGUGAACUCAAAUCAUCAUCAACGACAACAAAACAAGCCGAAUUCAACGGCUAUUCCUCAUAUUUUUUCUUUUCCCGCUUAGGACUCCACUUCUCCUUCCUUUUUUCUUCUUUUUUUUGUUUUGUAUAGGCGGUGCUGUUCGUCUGAGUACUAGAGCAGCAGCAAGAACAGCAAAAAAAACCCCUAACCAACCGCAUUCCUCAUCAUGGGAGGCGCGAACGGCGAAUCCGAGGCGGCGCAGCCCACCAACGGCGGUUCCGUCGCGAGCCCGGCAGCCACCACCGAUGCGCCGUUCGCCGCCUCGCCCGUCCUCGCGCGACCUUUGCCUUUUUUAUCGGUUACCUACCCCGUCAUAAUGGCCACCGCGUCCCUGCAGAGUCUUCUCGCUGCAGUUGGUCAUCUUGAAGGGGAUUUCCGUGCCAGCGGGGACGCCAUCGUAGCCGCGGCGCAUCUCUCCACCACACAUGCGGAAACUCGCGCGAUGCCGAAGGCGCCCUCCUCCUCUUCUUCAUCUUCCACGGACGCAUCGCUGCUCGCCACCCUCGACUCACUGGCGAGUGCUACGACACGCGGAGACGCUGAGGUGAGUCGGGAGCUGACGUCGCUGCGCCGGUGCGUGGAGGCGCUCACGCAAGAGCUGCACGACCUCGCCGAGUGCUACCCGAAACUGCAGAGCUGCGCGGCGACAAUGGCGGGGGCGCAAGGGCGUGCGCCGUCCGUCUCGACGCCGAAUUCAGUUCGUGCGGGCAACAGCGUCGCGACACGCAUGUCCAUCAGCGGGUACUCGCCCUCUGCCUCGGCUGUGGCGGGCGCGGCAGCUGCACCCGCCACGCCCGGCUCCUCUCCGCAGCGACUGUCGUUUGUGACACCGACGGCAAGUCCACAGCUUCAGCCCGGCAGCUUCGCCAGUCGCGGCGGCAAUGGGGGCGGCCUCGGGGACUCGAUGCGCAGCCCCGCAUCGAUGAUGCCCUCCGCGACGACUACGCCCGCCAGGCCGGCGACGCGUUCCGCGGGAACCACCGACACCCCAGCUGCUCUCACGCCCGCCGCUCGGCCGCUGUCGACUUCACCGGGCCGAACAACCGCAGCGGCGGCGACGCAGCCGUCGAACGCGGCCUCGCCCACCUUCCCGUCUGUCGACUCUUUCGCGGAUCGGGUGGACCUGCAGCACCUUCCCGCUUCCCAACUCCCGUCCACCGCGUGUGCGGAGAGCGUGAAAACGUACUUGGCGAACUGUGUCGAGUGGCCGCCGCGCCCACGCAAGCGCAAUGUGCGUUCACUUACCCCACGCCGACACGGGCGUGAUGAUGGCGAUGACGAUAACGGUGAUGACAGCUGCAGCGAGAAGCACGCCGCGACAAGGAAGGGUGCGAGGGAAGAGGCGCAGGAGGCUGCAGAGGAGGACGACGGCUUUCAUACACCGGCGACGACCGCCUCCCGACAGGAGCGGGACGACACAAACGGCGGUCGUGCGGCCUCGCGUUCGGUGGUGGCGGUCGGGCAGCGACGCUGUGCUCGCAGCGACACCGACAACUUCUUGCGGCGGCUGACGGAGGAGUCGCCCUACGACAUGUCGAUGCUGUGGGCCGCCUCUCGCUCACCCGACAGCAGCAACAACUUUGUGCACGGCGGCUCCCGGGCUCCCAGCCAGGGCAGCAACUCUUCCGCGGAUGAAGGAGAGGGUGAUCCGCCGCGACGUGUCUCCGCCUCCGAUGCGGCGGCUCGUACUUCCAACGGCGGUGGUGGCGCAGGCCCGAAGGGGAAGCGGAUGCGUAGCCGCCCCCCUCACGAGACGCAGCGCAUUACGGAAGCGACGAACACGGGCCUUCGUCUCGGCCGGCCCACGAUCAUGGAGUCUGUGGACGCGCUAGUUCUGGCGCAGCUACGGUCCGACGGUGUCCCGCUCAGCAACGCGAUGACGCGUGAGUUGCGUGGGUGCCCUCCUGCUGCUGCUGUCAUGGGCGGUGGCGAGAAGGACCGUGUGCGUAGAGGCGGGGGAACGGACGGAGAGGCGGCGAUGCACUCCUCCGGUCCGACAGCAAGCGACAAGGACAGGAACGAGGAGGAAAUGGUGCCCAUGACGGUAGCGACAGCCAAAGCACCGAACCAGAAGCGCGAGCAGACGGUGGAUGGCAACGAUGGCGGUACGGUGGAGUUCGCCGAGGUGCUGCAGGAGGUGCGCGGCCUCGUGCGUCGCAGCAGCGCUGGGUUACCGGACGGUUCUGCUGCCGCCCCAAUAAGCUACGCUGCCGCACCACUCACGCCCCCCCGCAAACAGGAUGCAUCCCAACCAUCGUCGUUCUCGCCGCUUCCACUUUCACGGCUUCCCGCGACGGCGGCGUGGUUUGAUCAGAUCCGCGACCUGUGCACGUUGCUCGACGACAUGGCGUCGAAUCCCUCUCUCGACCGAGGCAGCCGCCGCCGCAGCAGCAGCACGGAUAGUGGCGCUGACGGGGAAGUGGAGAACCACGACAACCAAGACGCGGCGGGUGGGGAGGCCGGCGAGCGUGUCGGGCGUCGUUCUUACACUACGACGACGACGACGGCCACACGGGAGCGCAUGUCCCUCAACGACAACUUCCACCGGUCCACUCAGGCGUCUACACGGCCGUCAUCGUCGGCCACGUCGUCCGACACGGCCACGGCGGCGAGCGGGAACGACUUCUCGUUCGCGGACGAGCUUUUUACUUCCGCCGAUGAAGCCGAGGAGGGCGAGCGCGAGGAGGAGCGACAACAGCCGCCGCCGCAGCAUGCGGCGCCGUUAUCGUCGUCGGACCCCAGUGGCGGCCCGCAACACGGUGUUACUGGUGCUGCCUCUCACUCUGCACCGCCGCCCACCGUGUACUCGUCCAUCGCGGAUGAGCCGUCGGUGCAGGGAAGCACCAGCAACGACAACACGUACUUCACGCAGGGCAGCAUCCCCACCUUCAGCACCGCCACACCACCGAGUGCUCCGCCGACAGGGUCAGUGAUAGCGGCAGAAGCAGCAGGAGAGACAACUGCUCCAGAGUCCGCGCCUGCCAGUCGUGAGCUGACGCACCUCACCGCCUUCGAAGACUUCUGGCUGGAGAGAGGCGACGUCACCGUGAGCGGGACUCCAUCGAGUGAACUUAUGGGAACGCGGAAUGCUAGAGACGUUAGACUGCCGGCUGGUCGCGAAGCGGAAGAGGAGACGUCUCGUGGUGCCGUCACAGCAGCAGCAUCAGCAGCGGCGGCGACAACAGGUGAAGACAGAGGCGGAGGAAGGGGGGCCGAGCUGCGGCCAUCACCCUCACCACAUGUGUCGCGCGGCUCUGCUGUCCGCACGCCGGCGGCGCGUGCGUCGGCGCAGCGAAAUCAACGCCCAGAGCGGCAGCAGCGCCGCAGUUUUCCGCACGGGCGCGGCGCUUUUCUGCGCGAGCGCUACGUGUACCUGCUGGAGCGCCACGGCGAGGACCCGACGAACCGUUCGCGUCGUGCUGCUGCCGCCGUCAUCGAAGGCAAGGCGAAUCCGAAGAGCACGCACCGAGCACGACUCCUUGAGGACAGUGCGUCAAAGCAGCACGUGCGAGUGCCGCAGGAGAGCCGCGCGCGUCUUCUCAACUACAGCGCGGCCGCGCGCGAGCUGCGUGCGCUCUGCGCCUUGAUGCACACGGACCUGACGUUGUUGACGACGCUGCAGGAGCUAUCCAAACUACUCACCUCCACUGCUGGUGGUGCCACGGGGUUGCCUCCCUGGCCGACAACACGAUCCUCAAACAUAGCGAGCCAGCUCUCGAUGUCACACUUUUCAGAGUCCCUCACCGCCGCCACGCAACUGCUGCUCUCCGUGCAGGAGCAGGAGAUGAUGCAGACCCGAAUGCGGAAUGAGUUGCACCUGCGGGGCGUGACGCGAAGGGAGACUGAAAACACCCCCGUCGUGACCCCGGCGUUGUCAGCGGCGAGCUCUGCCGCGAAGCCGGCAACGAUGGCGUCGCUGCUGCUGCUGUCGUGGCAGCACCCGGUGAAUGCGUUGGGCUACGCCCCUCUCUUGGCGCAAGUUCUUUCCACCAGCAACGCCACCGAUAGCAACACCGGUGCAGAGCAGGAGGACACGAACACGCAGGGCAAAGAAAGUCAGCCUGCACGCUACCUCGCGACGGUGACGCCUUACCUUUUGGCGUGGCAGUCGCAACCUACUGAGGACGCAGCUUCCACCCUGCAAUGCAGCACGCCCUUCUCGUUGCCGCUGCCGGUGUGGGCCUACGUGGAGGCUGUCACGACGGAGCUGCUCGAGGAGGCGCGUAAGCUGAACGCCUUGUACGAGCUCUUUGUCCAGCUGCUCGUCGAGGCGACGGCGACGACGGCGACGGCGGGCGGCCGGGGGAGCAUCCGCGGUGGCACGGCGGAGCGUCUCCUCCACUACGUCCGGCGCAGCGGCCGUGCCGUGCGCAUUUUCACCAACACCGGCGUGGCGGGGGCGCGGCUCUCUACCGACAACGGCCUCGAGAAGUUUGUCGCCCCCGUCAGCACGCACCUGCUGCGCUCCUUUGACCGGCUGGAGUCGCGCCACCUUCUGAACAACGUCUUUCACGACGUGCACAUCAGCGACGUCGUGGCGCGCCGGCAAGCGCGGAAGCAACAGCUGCAACAGCAGCACAAACAGCGGCAGCAGUUGUCGUCGUCACCGUCUCUGUCGCCCUCUUCGCGACCGCCACAGCCACGUCCUGUUGUUGCACUGCAGCGCCGAUCUAGCAGGGCUACGGAAGGCGGCGGUGGCGGAGGAGGGGGUACGACAGCAACCGCAGCCACAGCCGCAAGCGGCGAUGAAGAGGAAGUGCUCGACAGCUUCGUCUUGCCCCCUGGCACUCUCUCCUCCUCCCCGGCGCUGCGCAGCGCUGCGGGGGUGCAGUGGAGUAUGCGUGAUGCGGAGCAACAGCAGCAGCAGCAGCAGCAGUCAGGGCGGAGCAGCACUUCUGCAGGGCGGGAGUCUAGUGAGGCUACCCCCCGCCGCAGCGGCAACAACAACGAGGAGGAGGAAGACGACGCACCACUGCCGCGGCGCCGCGACGACGGCGACUCUCCACCCAACCCGCGCGGCGGCGGCAGCACACGACGACGGACCAGCCGAUCUGACUCGACCAGCAGUGAGUCGCGACACGUCAUUAUUGAAGGCUUUGUGCGGUACCUGACGAGUGGGAUGGAUCGUCUACGCGGUGGCAGUGGCCGAGGCGGUCGUUCGAACGAGGAGGAGGGCCGCGGCGGCAGCAGCGAGGGUGGCAGCUCUCCUUCGUCGAAGGCAGCCUCGCAGAGCCAUCCGCCGCACCAGCAACAUAGCGGGUUAACGCUCGACGUUCCGCACACCUCCUCCCUGCUGAAGGAGCAGGACGGACGUUUGGAGAAGGCCACGCUGAACUUUGCGCUGAUUCGCGCUGUCAGCAGUGACUUGCUGACCCAGGCGCUCGUGGAGGAUGUGCUGUGCGAGCGCGGCGGGCUGCGCGCUUUUGCGGAGCUGCGAGCGAUGGAUGUGUCGCGGCGGCAUUACUUCAACGCGCACGCCGCGGCCUUCACGAUGCAGCCAACCUCGUCGUCCCUAGCCGCCGCGCUGCACAGCAACUCUGUGAGCGCGACGUUGACCGCGGGUGUGCAGUGCAGGUGGCAGCCGGUCUUUCAAUCCACCAUGUGCUUCUGCCCUGUCACGCGCCGCCGUUGCCUGGACCCGCUUGUCUGCGGCGCCCUCCUCGUCCUCUCCCCCCUACCCCCGCAGGAGAUACGGUAUCCCGUGCCAGACCCAGAGACCUCGACGACGGACCAGAACGCGACGCAUGCCUCGCCCAACACCGGGGCACCGCCCGCGCUGGCCGGCAGCAGCCCGUUGCCAUUCUCGUCGACCAUUCUUGCGCUGCGCAGCGGACUGGAGAGAGCGAUGUCGGUGCGCGCCCUCGGUGGUGGCCGCCCCACUCCGAGCACCUCCGUACGAAGGACCGAGGCAGGACGGGAGGGGCCGGCCUCUCUUCCACAGCCGGCCGUCAUCGUGGCAGGCCGGACAGCCACGACAACGACGAUGCGGACGGUGUCGGCCGCCACGCCGUCUCCACCUCCGCCGCCGCCGCUGCCGAACUCCACCGCGGCGGCGGUAGCUCGUGCGAUGGCCGUCCCCGCACGGGCGGACGUAGUGCUGUCGAACUUCCCUGCUUCCUUUCUUCGCCGGAUGCGGGCGGCAUCGGAGCGGGUGGUGAUGCCGCGCAUUCUCACGCAGACUCCGACGACGCUCUACUCCGACUCCUCCGUCGUCGCGGGCGAAAGUGAAAACAACGGUGAGUACGACGAGGAAGAGGAGGGGGACAGCGAGGCGGUUUUGAUGGAGGGAGACGAGGGGCUGCCGGCGGCUGCGCAUCGCGCCUUGCGAGCUGUUACGCUGCAGUUGGACAGCCCACCCAUCACGCGCAAUCUCUUGCUGUCUCCCGACGCGCUGCAGGCCCGCUGGCUGAACCCGCCGACACUGCUGCAGUGCGGGCAUGUGGUGGCGCACAAGACGUAUCUGGACCUGCGCACGACGGCCCGGCGGACCACCCGCACCGCUGCGCCACCGACGACGACGGUUGUCUGCUGCCCCUAUUGCAGUAAGAUCACCCCCGCGAAGGACGCCUUGACCCUUUCCUACCUGUAUUGA